CCGGACCCUACGAAGCAGUUCAUUCUUAUCAUGGACUGGCAGCUAGAGGCGACCUCCUCUAUUCUCGCGCAAAAGGGUAACGACGGCCGAGAGCACGUCAUGGAGUACGCUUCUCAAACGGUGCCAGACAAGCGGAGGAACGAUUGGGCCCCACAGGGCGAAUGCUACGCAGUGGUCUGGGGGAUUCAGCACUUCCAUCCGUACUUAUACGGACAAAAGUUCCUCCUUGUAACCGAUCACGAGCCACUACUGGCUCUCAAGAAGCUCACUAAUUACACGGGUAUGAUUGGACGGUGGGCGGUGCGCCUACAGGAAUACGACUUCGACAUCAUCCAUCGAAAGACAGAGAGGCACGGCAACGCGGACGGGUUGACACGACUGCAUCGCUCCGCUAAGCUGACGUGGACGAGGGACAUAGAGCACCGCGUCUGGAUCGCAUACGUGGAGCUGUUGAUCAUACAACUUUGGAGGACGGAGGUGGAGGGAGACCUCGGAUUUCUAUUCGGAUCGGUGCGACCCGACAAUCGACAGCAGAUCGUACAGGAGCUCACGAUUCCCCUCGUGCAGCUGGUCGACGAUCUCCCUCUCGAUAUCGUUUCGCAGUGCGAUGAGAACCCGGUCCCGCACGUCCUUUCACGAACUCUAACACCCUACCUACAUUGGUCGGCUUGCCUCGAGGAGCUGGGAGGUAACAGCAACCCGCCAUCGCAACACGACUAUCUGAACCCGCGGAGGAUAAUCAACCUCGCCUUCUUUCAGCCUCGAACGGCCUCCGAAGACGAAGGGCUAACGCUAGAGGAGGAAGAAGAAGAGGGCGUAGAGGAUGGCGACGAGGAGGAAGAAGAGGAAACCUCAAAAGAAGGAGGGAGCUACAGCGAAUACAGCGAGGAAGAGUCGGGAGGUGAGGAAGAAGAGGAAGAAGAAGAAGAAGAGGAAGAAGAGGAAGAAGAAGAAGAAGAGGGUCAGUUGGAGGAGGAGGAGGGAUCUGAGUGGGAGACUUUCAGUGAAAAGGCGGAACGUGCAGAGCCUCACGAGGAGGAUUUCGAGGCGGCACGAAGGAGAGAGGAGAUCGCAGCUGGAAAGCAGCCGUUGGAGUUCGCAAGUGGAGUGGAGCUGCCGAUCCCGAACGACCCAGCCAAGGAUCCCGAGCCACCCAAGAACGACGAUGGGGACCUUGCUGCCGAGACUUCGAGCGCACCGGCCCGACGGCGACGAAGCCGAUCCCUCUCCCCCUCCACCUCCGCCCGUCCACCAGUUCGAGCUCGUACCGAUGCGGGGCAUCGGGCUUCGUCCCCGGUCCUUAUCCCGUCGUCCCCUUGAUCACCUCACCCUCCCCCAGAUCACCACCCGCACCACUUUCCCCUGCAAUCCCUUCCCAAUCGACACCUUCCGCUUU
This is a messenger RNA of Chara braunii, 1396 nucleotides long. The record is from the annotation of a GenBank genome assembly. NCBI's taxonomy places the organism in Eukaryota, Viridiplantae, Streptophyta, Charophyceae, Charales, Characeae.